Micromonas pusilla CCMP1545 is the source of this 447-nucleotide messenger RNA. RefSeq lists its product as uncharacterized. The transcript is spliced from 2 exons. Bases 1 to 447 code for a protein of 148 amino acids. The record is from RefSeq and is a predicted model, not a curated record. Lineage: Eukaryota; Viridiplantae; Chlorophyta; Mamiellophyceae; Mamiellales; Mamiellaceae.
AUGGGCAUCCUCGACGACGUCCCGCUCCCGCAGGGGAAGCACCUCCUGCUCGCGUCCGCGGGGCUCUCCACCGCCGCGGGCGGGAUGAGCCUUCUCCAACCGAAGAAGACGCACGAGUACUACUUCGAGGAGGAAGUCCCCGGGGACGACGACAAGAAGGAGCCCGCGCCGCAGCACAAGCCGACGACCAGGUGGCUCGGCGCGUCGCUGUGCUGGGUCGCGGGCCUCAACGUCGCCGCCGCGUUCGCCCCCGAGGGCUCCGAAGCGAAAAAGAACCUCUUGAUCGCGAACGGCGCGGGGCUGCUCGCGGUCAGCGCGAUGGACGGCGCGAUGCUGUACAAAGAGACGCAGAAGAAGAAGGCGACGCUGCCGGAGAUCGCGGCGACGAGCGCGCUCGGGGUGCUGCACAUCGCCCGCGCCGUGAAGGGCGCGGAUAAAGACGAGUGA